This is a messenger RNA of Tachyglossus aculeatus (Australian echidna), 954 nucleotides long. RefSeq names its product lysine-specific demethylase 5C-like. The record is from RefSeq and is a predicted model, not a curated record. The transcript is spliced from 7 exons. NCBI's taxonomy places the organism in Eukaryota, Metazoa, Chordata, Mammalia, Monotremata, Tachyglossidae. The coding region runs from base 1 to 954 and encodes 317 amino acids.
AUGGAAGCCGUUAGCUUUGAAAGCGGGCGGCAGAUGUCGUUCCCUUCUGUGGGCCGCUGGCUGGAGGAAGUGAAGCGGGCCCUGGCUCCCCCCGCCCAGCGGGGCACCCUGGCCGUCAUGCGGGGCCUCUUGGCCUCCGGGGCUGGAGUGGCCCCCAGCCCUGCCGUGGAGAAGGCCCUCGCUGAGCUGCAGGAGCUGCUCACCAUCGCGGAGCGCUGGGAGGAGAAGGCUCACAUCUGCCUGGAGGCCAGGCAGAAGCACCCCCCGGCCACGUUGGAAGCCAUCAUCAGGGAGGCUGAGAACAUCCCCGUCCACCUGCCCAACAUCCUUGCCCUCAAAGAGGCACUGGCCAAGGCCCGGGCUUGGAUCGCCGAUGUGGAGGAGAUCCAGAACGGAGAUCACUACCCAUGCCUGGAUGACUUGGAGGGACUAGUGGCCGUGGGCCGAGAUCUGCCCGUGGGAUUGGAAGAGUUGCGGCAGCUGGAGCUGCAGGUCCUGACGGCCCACUCGUGGCGGGAAAAGGCCUCCAAGACCUUCCUGAAGAAGAACUCGUGCUACACCCUGCUUGAGGUGCUGUGCCCCUGUGCGGAUGCAGGCUCAGACAGCGUGAAACGCACCAAGUGGAAAAAGGAGAAGGAACUGGGACUGUACAAAUCGGACACAGAGAGCCUGGGCCUUUCCGCACAAGACCUCAGGGACCCGGGCUCUGUGAUCCUGGCCUUCAAGGAGGGGGAGCAGAAAGAGAAGGAGGGCAUCCUGCAGCUGCGCUGGACCAAUGCAGCCAAGCCGUGUCCGCGUCUGUCCACGUCGGCGGCCUCCUGUGUGUGCGGGCAGCCGACGGGUGAGGCCACGCUGCAGUGCGACCUGUGCCGGGACUGGUUCCACGGGGGCUGCGUGGCCCCCCCCGCCUGGGAGACUAUCCUGGCCUUGCUGGUGGCCCUGCAGAAACUGUAG